This is a messenger RNA of Dictyostelium purpureum, 966 nucleotides long. RefSeq lists its product as uncharacterized. Gene Ontology annotation, cellular component: cell surface; protein complex involved in cell adhesion; phagocytic vesicle. The record is from RefSeq and is a predicted model, not a curated record. Gene Ontology annotation, molecular function: N-acetylgalactosamine binding; polysaccharide binding; oligosaccharide binding. Gene Ontology annotation, biological process: cell-cell adhesion. Bases 103 to 864 code for a protein of 253 amino acids. The transcript is spliced from 3 exons. Lineage: Eukaryota; Evosea; Eumycetozoa; Dictyosteliales; Dictyosteliaceae.
AUUUAUUUAUAUCAUUUUUAUAAACAAAUAAAUUCUAUAUCUUUUAUAAAUUAAUAUCUUAGCUUUCUAGUUUUUCCAAAUCUUCAAAAAAACAAAUUCAAAAUGUCCACAGUCCCAGCUGGUAGUGUUGCAUGUUUGGCCAAUGCUUUGUUGAAUUUACGUAGUUCAACUGACCAUAAUGCUGAUCAUGGUGCUAAAAACUCUGUUUUAAACUUUACCAACUCAAAAGAAACCAACAGAUUUGAUGGAUCGGAAGCAUGGUGUGCCUCAAUCAAUGAUAAGAACCAAUUUAUUGUUGCAGGUAGUUUAGUAGUAAGUGAUUUUGUUGCUAUUUCAACUCAAGGUCGUGGUGAAUUUGAUCAAUGGGUUACUUCAUAUAAAAUCAGAUACUCCUUUGACAAUGUUACUUGGGUUGAUUAUAACAAUGGUCAAGUUUUCAAUGGAAAUACUGAUAGAAGCACAGUUGUAACUCAUGUAUUCCCACAACCAAUUCGUGCAAGAUCUAUUUCUAUCCAUCCAGUAACAUGGAAUAGCCACAUUUCACUUCGUUGGGAACUUUAUACCAAACCAGCAGUAAGUAACUUUGUGCAAAUUGGUCACACUUGCAUUGGUGAUAGAACUCUUAAUUCUGGUAAUGGCGUUCGUGAAGCUAUUCGUAAUGUUCAAUUUGGUAGAUCAUUCGGUAAGGUACCAAUGGUUUCCCUCACAACUACCCAUAUUGAUGAAGCAACUGAUAAUAAUCAAUUGAGAUACCGUAUCGAGGCUAUCAAUAUCACAGCAACCGGCUUUGAUGUUAAAUUUACUACAUGGGUAAAUAACUUAAUAUACGAUAUCUCUAUUGACUAUAUUGCAGUUGAAAAUUAAAAUAUAAAGUUAACAAAGUGAAAUAAUUUUCAAAUAAUCAUAAUUAUUUCCAAAUAAUAAACAAAUUUUAUUUAAAUAAAAAUAAAAAUUUUAACUUUAUUU